AUGGAAAACAAUCAUGUUGGUCAACGAGACAAUCACUUCACCGUUGACCAAGUGUCCUACAGAGGCGUUCGCCGGAGGAAAUGGGGCAAAUGGGUGUCGGAGAUCCGAGAGCCUGGUAAGAAAACCCGGGUUUGGCUUGGGAGCUAUGAGACGGCUGAGAUGGCCGCAGCCGCCUACGACGCCGCGGCUCUUCACUUCCGAGGACGUGGAACACAUCUCAACUUUCCCGAGCUCGCAGACAGUUUUCCACGGCCGGAAAGCUCAAGUUCCGAGCAUGUUCAAGCGGCUGCUCAGGAGGCAGCACUGAUGAUUAAACCGGGUGGGUCUACUGAACAAGAUAUCGGUUCGGGUCAAGGAUUUUCUUGGGUCGGAUUGUCUCCGGAUCAGAUUCAGGCGAUUAAUGAGUUUCCAUUGGACUCACCGAAGAUGGGAUGGAUGCAGGAUUUGGAAGUAAAUGAUUACGAAGAGUUGUACGGAAGGUUUUUUGGUCAGUAUGAUAAGGAUGAUUUUUUCGAAAUGCAGCAGCUUCAAUCCAUAUGGGAUUAG
Messenger RNA from Arabis nemorensis, 546 nucleotides. The record is from the annotation of a GenBank genome assembly. NCBI's taxonomy places the organism in Eukaryota, Viridiplantae, Streptophyta, Magnoliopsida, Brassicales, Brassicaceae.